Messenger RNA from Closterium sp. NIES-65, 4143 nucleotides. Lineage: Eukaryota; Viridiplantae; Streptophyta; Zygnematophyceae; Desmidiales; Closteriaceae. The record is from the annotation of a GenBank genome assembly.
AUGCAAUGGUCGACGGUGUGUGAGGGGGUGGUGGUGGGUACGAGCCCUGCCACUGCUGCUGACGUGGAUGUGAUCAAGCGGAAUAUUGGCGCUGAUGCCAUGCUGUGCCUUGAGGUGCGCGCGCGGGAAUGGGAGGGAGGGGACGGGUGCAUGGGUGGUGAUGGGAGCGUGGGUGAACGUAGAACCGUUCGCUCACGAACGGACGACUGCAGGGACGCUCUGGGGCUGGCGUGGAGCGAGGUGAAGGACAUGGCGCAACGGGCGGGCAUCGUCGCGCUCAGAGUGCCCAUGCGCCCCAUGGACUCCGCCAACCAGGUGCGCCAGGGGCUCCGCCGACCAGGUGCGCCAGGGGCUCCGCCGACCAGGUGCGCCAGGGGCUCCGCUGACCAGGUGCGCCAGGGGCUCCCCCUGCCCUUCUCCCCCUGCCCUUCUCCCCCUGCCCUUCUUCCCCUGACCUUCUCCCCCUGCCCCUCUCCCCCUGCCCUUCCCCCUCUGCCCUUCUCCCCCUACCCUUCUCCCCCUACCCUUCACCCCCUGCCCUUCUCCCCCUGCCCCUCUCCCUUGCCCCUCUCCGCGUACCUGUCCCCGCCUGCCCGCCCUGCCUCCCCACAGGGCGCGCUUCUCCCCGAAGCUAUCCGCGUGCUGUCAGCGCUGCUGCACGCGGGGCAGAACCCUCCGCAGCCGCAGGCGCAGCAGCAGGCGCAGAGAGAGGAGGGCGGCGGUGGCGAGGGGAGUGCAGGAGGAUACAGGUCUGAGACUGAGAGGGAGGGAGGAGGAGAAGGUUCGCAAGUGUGGGACGAGGCGGCUGGAUGGGCGAGCAGUGAAGGAGGAUGGGUGGCGCCAGGGGCAUCAGCAGGAGCAUCGCCAACAGCAGCAGCAGCAGCAGCAGCAGCAGCAGCAGCAGCGGUGUCAUCGCCCCAGCGCACUGUGUUUGUGUGCUGCACGUCGGGAUGCCACCGCAGCCCUCUGGUGGCCCUCGGCUUCCUCACAUUCGUGCGGGGUAUGGAGUACCGUGAUGCCAAGACGCUGCUCAUCCACGCCUGCCCAGAGGCCGUGCCCUCCUUCCAAGCAUGGGACGACGCGAGCAGCAAGCUAGCAGCGGUGGACAUGAAGGGGCUGACCAUGCGAGCGGAGGACAUCAAGGCCCGCCGCGUGCAGCAGGGCCUCCCGGGCGAGUCCGUCGACGACUGGCUGGCGGCACAACGGUCGCUAGUGGCGGAUCACUUUCAGCAGCAGCUGCACAACGACCUCGUUAUUGCCAACUCCCUCUACAAGGACGUGAUCGCCCCUGAGGACCCGCCAGCAGCGGCAGAGAGCCGAGCGCAGGGAGUUGGAACCUCAGCCGCGGCAGCCUUGGAGGUUGAAGCUGCAGGCGCAGGGGCAGGCGCAGGCGCGGCAGCAGCUGUGGCAGCAGGGGUGGGUGCGGCAGCUGUGGCGGCAGCUGCUAUGAUCGGUGAGCCUGCUGUGGCUGAGCCUGGGACAUCAGGCGGGGACGUGUUGGGAGAACUGGAUGGGUCUGCUGCUGCUGCUGGUGCUGAUUCUGAUGGGACGUUGGGCGGUGGGAUUUUUGCGGAGGAUGUGGGCCUGGAAGGGGACUGGAGUGAGGUAGAGGGAGAGGGAGAGGGAGAGGGACAGGUUGUGGAGGGUGGAGAGGAGGUGGAGGAGGAGCGAGAGGGAGGGGAAGAGGAGGAGUGGCAUGCAACGGCGGAGUGGCUGGGAUCGACGGGCGAGUGGGAGGAUUCGGAAGAGUCGGAGGCUGAGGGCGGUGUGGGAGGAGGAGUUGUGGGUGAGAGAGAGCGUUUGGAAGCACAGAGGGAGCUGGAUGAUGGUGAUUUGAUGGCGGCUGCGGUUGGUGCUGAGGCUGGUGCUGCUGCUGCUGCGGCGGCGGCGGCUGUGGGUGCGGUUGGAGAGCUGGGAGGAGGAGUUGAAAGUGGGGAGUGGUUGGGGAAGAGGGGUGAUGCAGGGGUUGAGAGCGGUAGUGACGGCGAAUGGGGUGCUACUGGUGGUGGUGUUUUUGUUGGGGCAGCAUGGGGGGAUGAGUACGAGCAGCAGUACCAGGAGUGGCGUAAGGAGGAGGAGGCGCGGGAGAGUGAGAAUGAGAAUGCAAGGUGGGAUGCAAACGAGGAAGAGAUAGGGGAAUGGGAAGAGGGUGGGGAGAACAGGGAGGGGGUGUUUGGGGAAGGUGGUGAUGAUGAUGUGGAAGCGAGGGUUGGAGAGAGGCUGCUGGAGAUAGUGGGUGGGGUGGGGGAGGGUGUGGGAGAGGGUGUGGGGGAGGGUGUGGGAGAGGGUGUGGGGGAGGGUGUGGGGGAGGGUGUGGGGGAGGGUGUGGGGGAGGGUGUGGGGGAGGGUGUGGGGGAGGGUGUGGGGUUGGUGGGAGGAGGUACCGGAGACUUGGCUGAUCCGGAAGCUGUAGUACCUGAAAUUGGGGCAGGGACCGCUGAUGCUGCUGCUGCUGCUGCUGCUGCUGCCGCCGCUGCUGCUGCUGCAGUCGAUUAUGCUGCUGCUGAUGAUGCUGAUGAUGAUGUGGUUGUUGAUGAUGCUGACGGGCUUUAUUGUGAUGUAAUGCUUCCUGUUGUGGGAGGUGUGGCGAUAGGGGAGAGCGAGGAGGAGGAGGGAGUGUUUGUCACUGCUGAACAAGAGAGGGGCCUGAACGAGGAAGAAGAAGGGGAAUGGAACGAGAGGGAGGAGGGGGAAAAGGAGGAGGAGGACGAAAUGGAGGUGGGGGUGGAGGAGGGAGUGGAGGAGGAGGAGUGGCAGGGGAGUGGGGAGGUGGAGAACGGCGAGGUGCUUGGUUUGAGGGAGGCGCUGGCAGCCAUGCAGGAGGAGCUACGACAGGCCGUGGGCUUGCAGGCUCAGGUGGGCUUGCAAGGGUGCAUGGGGGACAUGGCCCGAGCUGGUCUUGCUGCAGGAGCAGCAGCCGCGGCGACUGCAGCAGUUGCAGCUGCAACUGGCGGAGCGCUGGGAACAGCUGAGCAGCAGAAGCAGCAGCAGCAGCAGCAGCAGCAGCAGCAGAAGCAGCAGGCACCGAUCUCGGAGCAGCAGCAAGAGUCAGAGGAGCAGGAUGAUGAGAGCCGGGAGGGCAAGGAGAAGGAGCGUGAGGAAGCUCUUCUUCUCGCCCGCAGCAGAGCCGACUUCCUCCUCCGCCGCCUCGACAUUGUGACUCAGCGCGAGGCCUCUGCUCGUGACAGCCUGGCCGCCGCCCGCCGCCAGCUGGAAGCCACGUCUGAGCUGGCAGGGUCUCUGCGGGCGGCGCAGGCGGAAGCGGCGGCGGCCAGGGAGGAAGCGGCAGCAGCGAAGGCGGAAGCGGCGGAGGCGGUUAGAAGGGAGCAGCAGCUGCAGGCGCUGGUGCAGGCUGGUGAAGCGGAUGUGGCAGCAGCACGCGCGCGAGCAGCGGCAGCAGAGGCAGAGGUGAGGGCGAGGGUGGCGGAGCAGGUGCAGAUGGAGAGGAUGAUUCGUGCUGCAGAGGAGACGGCAGCGGCAGCAGAGGGGAGGCUGCGAGCGGGACUGGAGGCUGGAGAGGCGAGGGUGAAGGCGGCUCAGGUUACUGCUGCGGGGGCGAGGAGGAGGGAGGAGCAGGCGAGGGUGGCAGUGGAGGUGGCAGAGAGGAGGGCGGCGGCUCUUGAGAGGGAGUUGCUUAUGACGAAGACACGGCUGCAGGGUAUGGAGGGUGCGGAGGGUGGCGAGGUUGGUGAAUCGGGAGCAGGUGCAGCGGCAGUGGCAGAGGGGGCAGCAGCCGUGGCGGAAAAGGCUUUGGUGGAUGAGGGUUCUGCAGUUCAGGCGGGGUCUGAGAUUAGCAGCAGCAGCAGUGGCAGCGGCAGCAGCAGCAGCAGUAGUAAGGUGAAUGGUGAAAAGACGUUCUUUUCUGCGGACGUGCGGGUAGCGCUGGAGGCAGCAGAGCAGCGGGUGCAGGCAGCAGAGGAGCGCGCUCAGUUUGCAGUGCGGCAGCUGGAGGUGAUGCGUGCACAGAGGGAGGAGGGGCAGAGGCGUGCUGAGGCGGCAGAGAGGAGGGCGAAGGAGCUCGCUGUGAGGGUGGCGGAGGUGGAACAGAAGGUGGCGGAGGCUAACUCGCAGGCGCGGCUGUUUAAUAUGUGUGUGGAGGCCAUGGCUAGGGAGGAUGGGGAGAGCGAUGGAGGAGAGAAGUGA